Molecule: messenger RNA, 3239 nt
Organism: Ictidomys tridecemlineatus (thirteen-lined ground squirrel)
Lineage: Eukaryota; Metazoa; Chordata; Mammalia; Rodentia; Sciuridae
Source: RefSeq, a predicted model, not a curated record
AAAACCUUUGCUUAUCAUUCUUCUUUCCUAACCACACCACAUCCCUCCCAACAUACAUUUGUCUCUGAAAAUAACAUUGAUUUGGGUGUCUCCACUAUAAUCAUUUCUUAUGGAAUGUCAUAUUUUAUUGUCUGCAAUGGAGACAGAUUUUUCAGGUUCCAGCAACAAAUUAUAUAUAUACACCCCUUAAUCAACUUAAAGGUGGUACAAUUGUAAAUGUCUAUGGUGUUGUGAAAUUCUUUAAGCCCCCAUAUCUAAGCAAAGGAACUGCUGUCCAGUCCCACACAGACCUUUAACCUGGCACAGUCACUUCUAGUUAAGUGGUGGUGAGGAAAGAAUAUGUCCAUUUUAUCACCGUUUCUGGGUGUGCAUGUGAGAUCAGAUAGGAGUGCAUAUGGAUUAUUGCUCGGUGGUAACAAUUGUAGAUCAGACAAACGUAAAGUUAACUUGCCUGUUUUUUAGUGGAAACUAUGAAGCCCUUCCAAUAAUUUAUAAAAUUGGAGACAUUGUUCGCUUUCACAGGCUUAAGAUUCAGAUAUAUAAAAAUGAGCCUCAGGGUAUCACCAGCUCUGGGUUUGCAUCUUUGACAUUUGAGGGAACCUUGGGAGCUCCUGUCAUACCUCGUACUUCAAGCAAAUGUUUUAACUUCACUGCUGAGGACCACAAAAUGGUAGAAGCACUACGGGUGUGGGCAUCUACACAUAUUUCGCCUUCUUCCAUGUUAGUACAGUUGUGUGAUGUUCAGCCUAUGCAGUAUUUUGACCUGACUUGUCAGCUUGUGGGCAAAGCAGAAGUGGAUGGAGCUUCAUAUCUUCUAAAGGUAUGGGAUGGUACCAGGACACCAUUCCCAUCUUGGAGAGUUUUAAUACAAGACCUUGUUCUUGAAGGUGAUUUAACUCAUAUUCAUCGGCUACAGAAUCUGACAAUAGACAUUUUAGUCUAUGAUAACCAUGUUCGAGUGGCAAAAUCCCUGAAGGUUGGAAGCUUUCUUAGGAUCUAUAGCCUCCAUACCAAACUACAAUCAGUGAAUUCGCACAGCCAGGCAUCAUUGUUAAGCCUAGAGUUUCAUCUCCAUGGAGGUACUAGUUAUGGUCGAGGAAUCAGGGUCUUGCCAGAAAGUAACUCAGAUGUGGACCAACUGAAAAAAGCUUUAGAAUCUGCAGAUUUGACAGCUACUCAGCGUUCAGAUAUUAUCUUUCAAUCAGAACAUGAGGACAGCUUUCCAGCCCUUUCAAGCUCUGGAUCAGUAUCACUAUAUGAAGUAGAAAGAUGCCAACAGCUGUCUGCUACAAUUCUUACAGAUCAUCAGUAUUUGGAGAAAACACCAUUAUGUGCAAUUUUGAAACAAAAAGCUCCUCAGCAAUAUCGAAUCCGAGCAAAACUGAGAUCCUAUAAGCCCAGAAAACUUUUUCAGUCUGUCAAACUUCAUUGUCCUAAAUGUUAUUCACUGCAAGAAGUUCCACAUGAGGGCAAUUUGGAUAUAAUUUUGCAAGAUGCUGCAACUCAAUCCCCAGAUAACAAACUACAAAAUACAUCAUUAUAUGAUUCAGAGAUCUGGACCACCAAAGACCAAGGAGGACGAAAAGUAGUUGUUCAUUUUGUGAAAAAUAAUGGUAUUCUUCCACUUUCAAAUGAAUGUCUGGUUUUGAUAGAAGGAGGUAUGCUUGGUGAAAUAUUUAAACUCUCAAACAAGUUUCACAGUGUAAUUCCUGUGAGAUCUGGCCCCGAAGACCUGGAACUCCUAGAUCUUUCAGCACCAUUUCUUAUACAAGGAAAAGUGUUUUACUACGGAUGUAAACAGUGUUCUACUUUGAGACCCAUACAAAAUCUAAAUUCUGUUAUCGAUAAAACAUCAUGGAUUCCUUCUUCAGUGGCAGAAGUACUGGGUAUUGUGCCCCUUGAGUAUGUAUUUGUUAUGACAUUUACUUUUGAUGAUGGAACUGGAGUAUUAGAAGCUUAUCUCAAGGAUUCAGAAAAAUUCUUCCAGAUUCCAGCAUCAGAAAUCUUAAUUGAUGAUGACCUUCAAAAAAAUAUGGAUAUGAUCAUGGAUAUGUUUUGCCCUUCAGGGAUAAAAAUUGAUGCAUAUCCAUGGUUGGAAUGUUUCAUCAGAUCUUACAGUGUCACAAAUGGAAUGGAGCAGCAAAUUUGCUAUCAAAUUUUUGACACCACAGUUGCAGAAGAUCUUAUCUAAUAUUGCCAUUCAACUUAGCCUAAGUAAAAUACCAUAAAUUAAAAAGCAAAAGUUAAUACUUUUUAUGACGUUCUUGCAAAACAAGGAAGACAUUUGGCUGUUACUCAAAUAACAGUCACAUUUUCAUUCUUACUACUAUUUUAGAUUUUUUUUGUGUGUGUGUGAUCUUAACGCCUUCUUUUGAGUAUGUUAAAAUGUGCUUAUUGCUCAAAAUAUCCACAUGAUGACUGCUAGGGACAUAAAAGGAAAAUUGAAUAAAUAAAGACUAGUCUUUCAUUUGAUUUUUGCAGUCGUUGCAGAGAAGCCUGUUUUAUUACCCUAAACUAAAAAUCAGUUUUUCUAUGGCAUUUUUCAUGUAUCAACCACUAAUUUCUGUGCUAUAUACUAUUCCUUAAUGAGCUUCUUUUCCUACCUGAUUUUUGUAUCAGCAGCCUAUGGGUGUGAGGUUAGGAAAUCCUUACCUUCAGUCUCAGCUUUCACUAAAUGCAAGCUAUUGGUUUUAUUUUGAUUUGUUUUUGUACAGAGAGAUCCGCUUAACCAAGUUCUGCUUAAAGAAGUAUUUGUCAGAGUGAACCACAGUUCGGUAAAAGUAUGAUUUACUUUGACUGCAUUUAACAAAAAUGCUUUAUUUCAGUUCUGAUAUUGAUCUUUUUAGUGUAAAUCCAUUUCUUUAGACCUGAAUUAUGUGUCUUGAUUGCUUGUUUCUCUCCAUGAUACUAAAACAUUUUCCAUUCCACACCAACAUAAUAAAGUGAUCAGAUUAAUGUUAAUGACUUAUUUAUAUUAUAUACAUUUUCAAUAGUAUUAUGUAAAAUAUACACAUAUUAGAGGUUUUAACUAAUUGAAUGUGAUGUUAACUCAGUAUAAUAGUCUGCUUUUUACCUGACACUAUUUGUCAAGUAUAAAAUCAUAAAUAUUUAAUUUCAUACAAAUAUUCCCAUGUAUUUGUUUGUAUGGAUAGAUUUGUCUAUUUGCUAAUGAUUGACAAAUACCUAUCUGCCUAGUUCAGUAUUAAUGAAGAAUAAAUAAAUGCACACAUUUCAUUGGU